ACGCUUAAUUGUCAAAUAUUCGAACACUCGAUCGUUGUUUGAAACUCUCAGAGCAGCUGUUUGAUUUAUAUUGGUCGCGAAAAUUAGUAUGUUACAAAACCGCUUAACAGAGCUCUUUGGUGCCGUUGCUUUGGCAAGGUUGGCGGUGGUGCGAAUGUUUUGAGAGUGUGGGUUUUAACGGGAGACUCAAUGGAGACAUGAUUAAAAACAAGAGCAGAACACGUAACUUACCUUGGAUCCUCUGGCUGACGGUUGUUAGCACUGGUUGGCAUAUUGCCUUUGGUCAGCAAUGUGCCUCCAAUCCUUGUUACUUUAAUGGAACUUGUACUGACAUUGGCAUUAAUAACUACACUUGUAGCUGUCCACCUGGUUUUACAGGGGAAAGAUGCGAAGCUGUGAUCAACAUGUGUCAUUUUAACCUGUGCCAGAACAAUGCUGUGUGUCAGAGAUUUCAGACUGGAGGUUAUCAGUGUAUUUGCCACGCUGGAUUUACUGGAUUACAUUGUGAGACCAACAUGAAUGAAUGUAAUCAGACAAAUCUUGCAUGCCAUAAUGGUGGAACUUGUGUUGAUGGGGUGAAUGGCUACACAUGUCAGUGCCCAGCACGUUUCUCUGGACCUUUCUGUAAUGUAACUGUUACAAAGUGUGAUGGAAGUCCUUGUCAGAAUGAUGGAACUUGUACAGAAAAUGUUUUUGGUUACAACUGCACCUGUACCUCAGGCUUCAGGGGUCCUAAUUGUGAAGAGAAUAUUGAUGACUGUCUUCCAAACAGAUGUCUACCUUUUCAACAGUGUGUGGAUGGAGUGAACAGUUAUCAGUGCAUUUGUCCUGUCGGCAAAACUGGUCAAACUUGUAACGUUGAUAUUGAUUAUUGUUCUGGGCAAGCAUGUUUAAAUGGAGCAACUUGUAAGAGCUUUCAAGGUGACUUCAACUGCACCUGUGCUCCAGGCUUUGAAGGGCGUCGCUGUGAAAAUAACACAGAUGAUUGUGCGUCUCAACCUUGUUUUAAUGGUGGCACGUGUACAGAUAAAAUGAAUGGUUUUACUUGCAACUGCCCAGCUGGUUUCAUUGGGAGACAGUGUGAAGCAAACAUCAUUGAGUGUCUGUCCAAUCCAUGCAAAAAUGGUGGCACUUGUGUGGAGAGUGUUGGACUGGCAGGUUAUUACUGUACCUGUCCAGCAGGAUUUCAAGGACACCAUUGUGAAUUUAGUAGUUCUUCUUGUCAACCUAAUCCAUGUCAGAACAAUGGCACGUGUACACUUCAUGGUAACAAGUUGAAUUGCACGUGUCCAGCCGGUUGGACCGGUCCUUACUGCAGCCUUGAUGUGGACGAGUGCCUUACAUCACCCUGUGGAAAUCUGGGCACGUGCCAUAACGCACCUGGCGGGUAUAACUGCACUUGCUUAGCGGGCUUCACAGGCGCAAAUUGUGACAAACACGUGGACGAGUGUCUUGAUGAUCCAUGCCAGAAUCAAGGCACGUGCGAGGAUUAUGUGAAUGGCUACCGAUGCACGUGCACCGCAAGCUUUUCUGGGAAAAACUGCGAGAUUCCCUUGAACAACUGUUCUGCGCAGCCGUGUAAGAAUGGAGGAACUUGCAGACUUGGUGGAAGUGGCUUUUAUUGUGAUUGUCAGCCGGGUUAUACCGGUUUUACCUGUGAAGUGGAUAUCAACGAAUGCGCUUCUAAUCCGUGUAAUAAUGGCGGAACGUGUGUAAAUAAUGUCAAUCGCUAUGAAUGUCAGUGUGCUGAUGGUUAUCGAGGGAGAUCAUGUGAAGUUCUGUUUUCAGUGAGCUUCCAACAAGGCUCGUAUCUUCCUGCUUUAGGAUUUACAUUGUUCCCAUCGGAUCUGAUGUCAUUUCGAUUCCGAACUACACUGCCAUCUGGACUUUUGUUCUAUCAGGGAGCGGACCUCAUAAAAGAGCACACAGAUCACGUGAUUGUAGAGCUAACAAAUGGCUCUCUCCGCCUGUCACUCAAUACCGGCCUGGACACAGCAACGGCUAAGGUAGGCAGGGGACUCAACGAUGGGGCCUGGCACCAAAUAACUCUGCAGAUAACUGGUCCCCAGGCCACUAUAUCUAUCGACAAGGACACGUGCAGCGCAGACUGUUCAUCAGCGUCUGUUUCAACCACCUCCGAUGGUAGCUCGCAGUACGCUGGUCUUCCUUAUUUCGGAGGAGUGAGACAGCUGGUCCCGCAGAUAAGACAACAACUCACGACUGAUGGCUCAUUUGUGGGAUGCAUCAAGGACGUUCUGUAUAAUAGAAUCGAAGUGGGUCUACAGAACGUAUUGGCGCAAGCGCACCUAGUCUCCACCGGUUGUCAGCGAAGGGACGUCUGUAGCAAUCAUGGAUGCAAACAUGGUGGCGCAUGUGUAGAUGAGUGGGUGCAGUACCGCUGUGAUUGUCUCCAAGGAUUCGUGGGAUUGUUUUGCGAGCAUCAAGUCACAGCUACUUUUGAUAGUGAUGACAACUCUGGUUUAAAAUUUGAUUCAGCUGCUCCGAUUAAUUCGUUUUCUUUGGAGUUUUCAAUUGAUCCAACUCUUCCAAGUGGAGUGCUCGCUUACACUGGGUCAGGCCAAGGAGAUUUUGGUGUAGCCUUGAACAAUGGACGUUUGCGGGUGGCGUACGUGAGGUCGUUCUUCGAAAGAAACUACCUCGAUAUCGGUCGAAAUCUCUCUGACGGCAAAUGGCAUAGAUUGCAUAUCAACGUCACUUCCGGUAGUGUUACGAUUGACGUGGACACAUAUCACGCUGUUCUUACUCCGCCCCGAAUUUCUCAGCCAAUCGCGGAUCUCGAGAACACUCUAUAUAUGGGAGGUCUUUUGAGCAGGUUUAGCGAUUUGCUCAUUUAUCUAAAUAAUAAGCAGUCAACGUUUAGUGGUUGUUCAAGAAACGUGAUUAUGAAUGGAAAUUUGACGACGUUUGAGACUGCGCAGACGAAUGGUGGGUAUUCUAUGCCGAAGUCGAGCUGUAAGAAGGACGAAAAUUGUGCACCAGACUCCUGUAAAAACGGAGGUGCGUGCGAUGCCACCUGGACUGGGUUCGAGUGUCACUGUUUAGACGAUUUUGUCGGGAGUCGGUGUCAAAAUGUUUCCGAGACUUCGUUCUUAUCGAAUGACAGCCGAGUGGAGCUAACAUUAAACUCUUCUGAGUGGAGUUUUGGUCAGAGUGGGUCAGUGUGGUUCAGGACUCGUGAAAUGGACGGGUUACUAAUGUACGCCGGGCGGAGGCCUGGAGGAGGAAAUACAGAAUUCAUGCUUCUUGAGGUCUUUUCCGGUCAGGCUAGAUUUACUGCUGAUCUUGGUUCAGGAUCAAGUUCGCUUUUGAUCAACAAAGUCGUGUCUGACGGUGACUGGCAUCACGUGACUUGGACCAGAAGAUAUAAGCGCAUAACACUGGACUUGGAUGACAGGAUGAGAGCACAGGGAGACCUGCCUGGAGCAGACGGACAGUUUGAUACCGCUCACGACCCUGUGGUGUCUGUGGAUAUGGGUGGAGUCCCGGCUGGUGUAACACAACCUAAAGGUCUAAUAGCGCUCAAAAAUUUCAAGGGAUGCAUAAAGGACAUCAUGUUCAACUCCCGACGUGUCCAUUAUCUUUCGCCUCACUCUCAGAGAGGCCUGGGCGUUAAUAAGAAACAAGUAACAACGGGUUGCCAGAGAAAUUCUACCUGCUUGCCCAAUCCCUGCCCAGCUCACAGUGUUUGUGUUCCAUCUUGGGAUGGCUUCAACUGCACUUGUGAUCCAGGUUGGAUGGGUGAUAAAUGUGAUAUUCGCAUACCGGACUGCUCGCUAAAUAACUGCACUAAUGGUGCCACGUGCGUUAAUGUCACGCGCGGUUUUGACUGCGUGUGCGCGCAGGGAUAUACUGGCCUUUACUGUGAGACCCAGAUAACUCACUGCCAUUCCGAACCUUGCAGUAAUAAUGCGACCUGCUAUGAAAUAUCAGGAGGUUACCGAUGUGAUUGCACCGUAGGAUACACGGGAAAGGACUGUGAGAGUGAUAUCGAUGAAUGUGCGAGUACACCUUGUAAGAACAAUGGAUCGUGUAUAGAUCUACAAGGCAAUUAUUCCUGUCAGUGUUCUACGGGUUUUGCUGGAAGAGACUGCGAGUUGAAUAUAGAUGAUUGCUCGCCUAAUCCCUGUGCGAACCAGGGAACAUGUACUGAUUUAAUAGCCAACUAUAGUUGUCGAUGCUCCGUGGGUUACACUGGUGGAAAUUGUGACAUAGAUAUUGAUGAGUGUUCUCCAAAUCCAUGCAGGCAUGGCGCGACCUGCCUCGACUCAGUGGGUAACUACAGUUGUAGCUGUGUAUCAGGUUUUACCGGCAUAAAUUGUGAAGUAGACGUCGAUGAAUGUGUUUCAAAUCCGUGCUUGAACAAUGCUUCUUGUGUAGACUUAGUCGACGACUACAGUUGUCAGUGUUUAAUUGGUUUUACAGGAAAGAACUGCGGUGUUGACAUCGACGAAUGUUCUCCAAACCUUUGCCAACACAAUGCGACGUGCACCAACCAUGUUGGAAAUUACAGUUGUAGUUGUCCCUUAGGUUAUACUGGAAGGAAUUGUGAAACCGACAUAGACCAUUGCUUCCCCAAUCCCUGCCGGAAUCAGGGUACCUGCAUUGAUGGCGUCGGAAACUACAGUUGUGUUUGUUCCCCGGGUUUCUCUGGCGGGAAUUGUACAUUCGACAUCGACGAAUGCGCCCCUCACCCUUGUCAAAAUAAUGCAACAUGCAUCGAUCAAAUUGCUGCCUACACCUGCAACUGUCCCAUGGGUUUUUCUGGUAGAAACUGUGAAACAAACGUUGAUGACUGCUCUCCGAACCCGUGCUUAAAUCAGGGAACCUGCGUGGAUCUGAUUGGUAGUUACAGCUGUAACUGUUUCAAAGGAUUUACAGGAAGUAAUUGUAGCGUAGAUGUCGACGAGUGUUCGUCAAAUCCGUGCCUUAACAACGCUACUUGCAACGAUUUAGUGGGCAGGUACAGUUGUCAGUGUCCCGUCGGAUUUACGGGAAGCAAUUGUGCCUCUGACAUCAAUGAAUGUGCCCCAGAUCCUUGUUUCAAUCAAGGAACGUGUUAUGAUCUAAUAGGAAACUUCAGCUGUGUAUGCUUGCGUGGAUUUACUGGACGAAAUUGCGAAAUAAAUAUAGAUGACUGUAUACAAGGCCCUUGCCAGAACAAUGCAACCUGUACCGAUCUUAUAGCCGAUUACAGUUGUCGGUGUCCUGUAGGUUUUACUGGGAGAAAUUGCGAGACAAACAUUGACGAGUGUGCUUCUGAUCCUUGCGCGAAUAAUGCUUCAUGUUUUGAUCUGCAAGGGAAUUACAGUUGUGACUGUUUGGAAGGUUUCACGGGUAGAAAUUGUGAGAUGGACAUCAAUGAAUGUUCUUCAAAUCCUUGCGGACGCCACGGCACAUGUUUAGAUCUUAUUGGUAAUUACACAUGUAGUUGUAUUUCGGGUUUCAGUGGGAGAAACUGUGAGGUCGAUAUAAAUGAAUGCUCUUCAAAUCCUUGUGCACAUAAUGGUACAUGUUUAGAUCUGAUUGGGAAUUACAGCUGUAAUUGUAUUUCUGGUUACACUGGCAGGGACUGCGAAGUCGACAUAGACGAAUGCUCUUCCAAUCCAUGUGGAGAUCACGGUAAAUGUUCCGAUCUUGUAGGCAAUUACACCUGUAACUGUGUGGCGGGUUACAGCGGUAGAAAUUGCAACGUGGACAUCGAUGAAUGCUCUCCUAACCAGUGCUUGAACAAUGCUACAUGUUUAGACUUGUUAGGAAACUAUAGUUGCAGAUGUUCCUUGGGUUUCAUGGGCAGAAACUGUGAAGUGGAGAUUGACGAAUGUGCGUCGAGCCCGUGUAAAAACCAAGGAACUUGUAUUGAUCUUGUAGGAAAGUAUAAGUGUACCUGCUUCGAUGGUUUUACUGGUGCAAACUGUCAAAAUAACAUCAACGAUUGCUCUCCCGAUCCUUGUCAAAAUGGUGCAACAUGUUCCGAUCACAUUGGUAACUACAGUUGCAAAUGUCUAGCGGGAUUCACUGGUAGAAACUGUGAGAUAAAUAUUGAUGAAUGUGCUUCUGAUCCUUGCAAGAACAAUGCAACGUGUUCCGACCUUGUAGCUGGUUACAGCUGUCAGUGUGUUGUGGGUUUCACAGGGAGGGAUUGUGAAGUCAACAUCAAUGACUGCUCCCUAAACCCAUGUAAACACGGCGGGACCUGUUCAGACCUGAUCGCGAGCUAUAGUUGUGCGUGUCUGUCGGGAUACACUGGAAGAAACUGCGAGACUAAUAUGAAUGAAUGUGCAUCAAAUCCGUGCAAACACGGUGCCACGUGCGUAGAUGCUAUAGCGAAUUAUACGUGUGUCUGUGCGCGUGGUUUCACGGGAAGAAACUGCGAGGUAGAUAUAAAUGAAUGCACAUCGCAGCCUUGCCAAAAUGGGGCUACCUGCAUGGAUCUUGUUGGGGAUUUCUCUUGCAACUGUUUGCCGGGUUACACUGGUAAAAGCUGCCGAGGUAAUAUAGAUGAGUGCAGCUCUAAUCCAUGUGUGAACGAUGCAACUUGCGUCGAUUUAAUUAACGAAUAUAACUGUAGUUGUGUUCCUGGAUUCACUGGAAGGCGAUGUGAAAUCAAUGUUGAUGAUUGUUCUCCUCCUCCUUGUCAGAAUGGCGGAAUUUGUUCUGAUGGCGUCAACAGCUUUCACUGUGACUGCACAGGCACUGGGUUCAAUGGUUCCCAAUGUCAGGAAGACAUAGAUGAAUGCACCUCGUCCCCGUGUGUUCACGGCGCAUGUAACAAUACCGUGGGCUCGUAUUGGUGUAAUUGCUUGGGGUCUGGAUACCAGGGAACGUAUUGUGAGGAUGAUGUGAACGAAUGUGUGACAUUAACACCAUGUUUAAACAGCGGAAAAUGUCGGAACAACGACGGUUCUUACCAAUGCACGUGCAAGGCGGGUUACAGUGGCAAAACCUGCAACGUGAACAUCGAUGAAUGCGCUAGUGACCCGUGCAUCCAUAAUGGACAAUGCGUCGAUCUUGUAAAUGGCUUCUACUGCAGUUGUACUGGAACAGGUUUUCGAGGAUUUCGUUGUGACAUUAACGUGGACGAAUGCGCAACCGCUGAACACGAGUGUCAAAAUGACGCACAAUGUGUGGAUACUUAUGGUAAUUACACCUGCGCGUGUGCGUCCGGUUUUACGGGUGUUUUAUGCGAGAACGAACUAGGGAUCACAAUAGAACCUACGCCAGCUGCUCGCCAGCAAAACAGGCAAAUGGAGCUGGGUUUGUCUAUAGGAUUCGUGCUUCUUCUGGUGUUAAUAGCCGCUGUUUUGUUGUUCUUUUAUCGUAAGAAGCAGAUGAGUAAAAUGAGCGGCAGGUAUUACCCAUCUGAUGAGGAGUACAAGGGCGGGGCAUAUCCCAUGGGACAACUUGAGAAAGAUGAACGACUUAUCUAGCUACGUGGAAAUGUACCUAGUUUUUGAAAUGAUAUGAAACUGUAAAUAACAAAAGAAUUAUUUGUGUAAUUUUUAUUGAAGAUAGGUGUGGUGUAAUGUACAUCAACUGUAUAGUUAUUCCCAAAAUUUAUGCAUUGAUUAAUGACAGCCUUGAUUACUGUAAAUAGUAUUGUUUAUAGUAUUAUGAUAUAUCAAAGCUCAACGACUCUCUUACGUGAAAUUUCGAAAUCUUUAAAGCCAGACUGUGUUCUUACGAAGUCACAAAAUGAAAUUAAUUUUGAAAUUAUCGUCCAAAUAUUUUUCAAUUGCAAACGCUCUUCACAAUUGUAUUUGUGUUCGCAGUUUCAUAUUUUCUUUCCCAUGAGAGGAAAUUAAAGUUAUUUUAUCUAAUGUACUGAUUACUUCUUAUUUUUUAUGUGAAUUAUUUUUAUAGUAAUUUUUAAUGUCUUACAGUUUUGUACCAUAUUUGAAAUAUUAAAA
Pocillopora verrucosa is the source of this 7928-nucleotide messenger RNA. RefSeq names its product protein crumbs homolog 1-like. Gene Ontology annotation, molecular function: Roundabout binding; heparin binding; calcium ion binding. The record is from RefSeq and is a predicted model, not a curated record. Gene Ontology annotation, biological process: axon guidance. Lineage: Eukaryota; Metazoa; Cnidaria; Anthozoa; Scleractinia; Pocilloporidae.